Messenger RNA from Scheffersomyces coipomensis, 2505 nucleotides. RefSeq names its product Mnn26p (gene MNN26). The coding region runs from base 1 to 2505 and encodes 834 amino acids. Lineage: Eukaryota; Fungi; Ascomycota; Pichiomycetes; Serinales; Debaryomycetaceae. Gene Ontology annotation, cellular component: Golgi apparatus. The record is from RefSeq and is a predicted model, not a curated record. Gene Ontology annotation, biological process: mannan biosynthetic process. The transcript has a single exon. Gene Ontology annotation, molecular function: alpha-1,2-mannosyltransferase activity.
AUGUUCCGGUUUGGUAGAUCACCUUCUAUAUCAAAAAGACCCAUCUUUACCACACGAUAUUUCUCAAGUUUCCCCUUAUUAAUAUGUAUUGUUAUUAUCAUUAUUUUAGUAAUCAAUUUGUUUAUUACUAAACUUGACAAUCAAAAAAGUCUAGGUUAUCAUGUCAUAGGUAAUAAAGACUAUAAGAAAGAAAUUGAUAAGAUGGAAUCAAUGGAAUAUACUCAAAGAUUACUUUCUGAAAUUAAAUCUACCAAAGAAGAAGAAUUAAUUAAAUCUUUAAAAGAAGAUUUAGAAACUAAACAUAAAGAUCAAUUAUUAGUUGAUAUUAAAACUGAAUUGAAUAAGAAGUAUAAAAAUAAAUUAUUAUCAUCUUUAAAACAACAAAUGAAUGAACAAUUUACUCAAGAAUUCACUGAUCAAGCUGAAUUCACUUAUUCAAUCUUUGAAUCAUUACAAAAGAAAUUUUAUCGAGAAAAUUAUAAAACUUUAAAAGAAUUCACGGUAUUAACUUUAUUCAAAGAUUUAAAUUUACCUGAAAUUGAAUUACCAGAGAAUUUUAAUGCCAAAUUAAAUGAAAAAAUGUCUUCCAUGUUAAAUAAAAAUUCAUUUUAUAAAUAUCUUAUUCAAGAUGUUUUAUUAAAAAAUAUUAAAUUUGAUGAUUUAGAAGCAUUUAAAAAAUCAACUUCAUCAACUUUAAAACCUCAAUUAAUAAAUUCAGGUGAAAGUUAUACUAAACAAGAUUUAAAUGUGGUGAAAAUCUCUGAUAAGAAUUUAGUGGCUUUUAAAACUUCAUUUGAAAAAGUUUUAAAAUCAAUUAAACGAUUAGCUAAUCCUCCCUUACAAUUUAUAAAUGAUUCAGGAAUUGUAAUAUUUUUUGAUGAUUAUGAUUCAAAUACUUUAAAUCAAAAAGUUUCGAUGCUUUUAUUACAAAUUUUACAAUUAAAAAAUCUUGGAAGUUCAUUACCAAUUGAAAUCAUCUUUACGAAAAAUUAUUCAUUUUUAAAACCAUUAAUUUCAUUCUUUAAUAUUCAUUUUAAAACUUCAAUUUCAACGAUUGUUAUUGAUGAAAUUAUAAAUUUAAAAGAUUUGGAAUUACCAACUAAUUUCCCUCAUAAAUUAUUAAGUUUAUUAGUAUCAUCAUUUAAUAAUAUUAUAUUUUUGGAUAUUGGUGUAGUACCAAUAAAAAAUGUCGAUGCUUUAUUAUAUAGUGAACCAUAUUUUUCUCAUAAAUUUUUAAUUUGGCCUCAUGAAAAAUAUCAAAGACAAAUUUCACCUAUAUUUUGGGAAGAUUUAUUAGAAAUUAUCCCAGGUGAACAAAUUAGAAGAGAUGGAAUAACCAAUAAACAACAAAGUUUAAAUGAUCAAGAUGAAUCAAGUUAUUAUGAUUUAUCAAAUUUACCUGAUCAAUUAAGUACUGAUUCUUCAUUUAUGGUAUUUUCAAAACAAGAACAUUUUAAAUCAUUAUUAUUAUCAAUUUAUUUCAAUUUACUUGGAAAUGAUGUGGUUUAUCCUUUACUUUAUCAAGGUAUAUCCGGAGGUGAUCGUGAAACGUUUAUCCCUGCUUUGCAUGUCUUAAAUGAACGUUAUUAUCAAGUUAAACAAGAAUCAUUAAUUCUACAUAAAUUUGAUAGUGAAGAAUUACCAAUGGCAAAUUUACAAACUGAUCCAAGAGAUGUAAUUAAUUAUAUGAAAAGUUGGAAACAUUUCUUAAUUCAUAAAGCAAAAUUAGAUACAAGAUUAAAUCCAUUUGAACAAUCUGAAUUUACCGAGAAAUUAAUUGAAGAAUUUCAUGAAUAUAAAAAGAAAUUAAUUGGUGAAGAAUUUGAAGAUAGUGAUGGUGAAAAGAAAACUUUUUAUGCAGAAACUCAAUUCCCAAAACCUUCAGUAUUAACUUUCAAUUUCAGAAGUAAUUAUCAACCGUUAUUAACUGAAGAACCUAAAAAAUUAUCAAGAGUAAUUCAAGUCCCCGAUGCUGAACUUCGUGCUCGUUUAUUAGGUGGUGUAGGUGGAGCUGGUGGUAAAACAUUAAUCACAUCUACAUCAGGUUCAAAAAUCGAUUAUGAAUUAAGAUUUCAAUUCUUAUUAACUUGGUUAUAUUGUGAAAGUAAAUUACUGACCAUAACGGCAUUUUGGAAUGAUGAAUCAAUAAAUCUUUCUCAAGAAUCAAUUUGUAAACAUCAUCUGUCCUUAGUUGAAUUCUUAAAGGAAGAUACAAAAGAUCUUGAUUAUAAUAUUUUAAAUUUCUUAAAGAAAGAUUAUGAUAAAGUUGGUGGAUUCAAUGAUAAUGAAGAAACCAUAGAUAAAGUGAUUGGAGAUCUUGAAGAAGAAGCAGAAAUGAAAAAGGAAGUUGUUGGAAAGGGAAUUAAAGCUGAAUUUGAUAUUAAUGAAAAAUCAAUUCCAAAGAAGAAAGUUGCUAAUGCUAAUGCUAAUGCUAAUAAAUUAGUAAAGAAUGAAGCUGAGUUUAUUGCAGCUCCAGCCAAUCCAUUAAUAAAAAAUAAUCCAUAA